Messenger RNA from Ochlerotatus camptorhynchus, 2601 nucleotides. It is a transcript of the gene rt, whose product is annotated as Protein O-mannosyltransferase rt. Gene Ontology annotation, molecular function: dolichyl-phosphate-mannose-protein mannosyltransferase activity. Gene Ontology annotation, cellular component: endoplasmic reticulum; membrane. The record is from RefSeq and is a predicted model, not a curated record. The coding region runs from base 188 to 2560 and encodes 790 amino acids. Gene Ontology annotation, biological process: protein O-linked glycosylation via mannose. The transcript is spliced from 4 exons. NCBI's taxonomy places the organism in Eukaryota, Metazoa, Arthropoda, Insecta, Diptera, Culicidae.
CGAGAUGUGCUGCACUGUGCUCUCACACUUUUGACCAGUGGGUAUUGCUCAAUAGUUGCACUUAACAUUUCCCACACACGCAACACUAGCAGCACUUGAUUCACACCCUAAAACAUCGCAGAAGCUAAUCUCCGGAGGACAAAUGUCGUGUCUCGUCUGGUCGUAGACAGUGAUCGAAAGUGCGAAAAUGGAAACCAUCACCGAGUCGACGGAGGAAUCGACCUUACGCAAUCGGAGAUUGCAUCGAAAAGGAAAAUCCAUCAGCUCGGUUGAGGAGGAGCUGGCGACGAAGAAUGCGGAAAACAAACAGAAACUGCAAUGUGCUGGCAGCGACGAACCCGAAAAGCUCAAAUCCCAACCAGCACCGACCGAAGUGCUGAGCGAUCGUGAAAGUGUGAAAUCCGAUAAUGAGCCACGCUUUGUGAUCCGGGUUCAGCUGGACGGGGCAUCAGUGGUGCUGUUUGUGCUGUCAUUCGUGACACGAUUCUUCAGGCUUACCCAUCCGAAUGGGGUCGUGUUCGACGAGCUCCACUAUGGGCGAUUUGCAUCGCUGUACCUUCGAAAUACGUUCUACUUCGAUCAGCAUCCGCCACUGGGGAAGAUGCUGAUAGCCGGAGCCGCCAGCGCUGUCGGAUAUGGUGGAAAAUUUGAAUUCCCCAAAAUUGGCAGCGAAUACGAUGCGAGCGUUCCAGUCUUCGCCUUCCGGUUCAUCCCAGCUCUGUGUGGCAGCCUGCUAGCUCCUGCCGUCUAUAGUAUCCUGCGACAAUUGAAACUCAGUCAAUCCAUCUGCAUCAUCGGUGGACUCCUGAUCGUUUUCGAUAACGCCCUCCUCACCCACUCCCGUUUCAUCUUGAUGGAACCGAUGCUCCUGCUGUUCUCCACCGUUGGCAUCCUGUUCGUGCUCAAGUUUCUCGAAGCUAAACCGUUUUCCGCCCACUGGUGGUCCUUUGGCACCGUUGCAGCUGCCUCCCUAACCGCAGGUGUCUGCGUCAAAUAUGUCGGCUGCUUAAGCUAUUUCCUCGCAUGCUACAUCAUCGGUCGGCACGUUUGGAUGCAAUUUCCGGACCGAACUCAAUCCAACAUCUACCUGUUGACCAAGAGCACCGUAAAAGCUGCGCUAUUUGUGACCGUAUCCCUUGCUCUGUACCUGGGGUGUUUCUACGUCCAUCUGAACAGCUUGUACAAAGCAGGUCCCCAUGAUAGUGUAAUGACCAGCGCCUUCCAAGCUUCGCUGGAAGGCGGCUUGGCGUCGAUUACCAAAGGCCAACCGCUACGGAUCCAGCACGGAUCGCAAAUAACGCUGAAGCAUACGCACGGUCGAGUCUGCUGGAUGCACUCGCAUGCCCACGUCUACCCGAUCAAGUACAAGGACGGCCGAGGAUCAAGCCAUCAACAGCAGGUCACCUGCUAUGGGUUCAAGGACGUGAACAACUGGUGGAUUGUGAAACGUCCGGACAAGGAGAACAUUGUGGUGGGCGACGAACCGGAUUACAUACAAGACGGAGACGUGAUCCAGUUGGUGCAUGGAGUCACGAGCCGGGCGUUGAACUCGCAUGACGUGGCCUCAGCAGUGACUCCGCUCAGUCAGGAAGUUUCCUGCUACAUCGACUACAACAUUUCCAUGCCGGCCAAUCUGCUGUGGAAGGUGGAGAUCAUCAACGCCAAAGAUUCGAAGAAUAAGUGGAACGCGAUUACGUCACAGGUGAGAUUGAUUCACGUAGUCACGAAUGCGGCCUUGAAGUUCACCGGAGAACAGCUCCCGGAUUGGGGGUUCAAUCAGUUUGAAAUGGCUGCCGACCGGAGGCAGUUUACCAUCGAUACGAUUUGGAAUGUUGAGGAACAUCGUUACACGCAGGACAAUGAGAGGAAGGACGUGCUGGAAAAACUGCUCAAGACGGAAAUGAUUCCUCUGGAACCGACCACGCUAUCAUUCUGGGAUAAGUUCAGUGAACUGCAGAUGAAGAUGUUGCUACACGCAGAGAAGAUGGAAGGUCACAUGUAUUCGUCGGAGCCAUUCGAUUGGCCCCUGAUGGACAAGGGGAUCGCCUAUUGGGUGGAUAGCACGUCAAAUGCGCAGAUUCAUUUGCUUGGAAACCUGGUCAUCUGGUACACGGCAACGCUUGCGAUCGUGGCUUACGUUGGACUGCUGGUGUUCUACCUGAUCAGACGAAGAAGGAAGAUCUUCGAUUUGAGCGAAGAAGAAUGGCAAAAGUUCCGAUUCGGAGGGGAAAUCUUCCUUGCCGGAUACUUCAUCCACUACCUACCGUACUUUUUCGUCGAACGGACCCUGUUCCUGUACAAUUACCUCCCAGCGCUGUUGUACAAAAUUCUACUGCUGUGCUUCGUGCUGGAACAUAUCCAGCUGGUGAUCAAGAAGUUCGUCAAAGUCCGGCUGGUGUCGAUGAUCUACAGCACGAUGCUGUGGGGCUGGGUGGCCGGCGUGAUCUACUUCUACUCAAAGUUCAGCGUACUCUGCUACGGAACGACCGAACUCAGUGCCGAUGACGUUCUGAAACUGCGGCUGAAGGACACCUGGGACUUGAUUGUCCAUAAGCCUUAAGUGAGAUUUGCUUUUAAGUUUUAAGAUUUUAAACACAAUAC